Messenger RNA from Ostrea edulis (European flat oyster), 1575 nucleotides. Its product is annotated as histone-lysine N-methyltransferase PRDM9-like. The record is from RefSeq and is a predicted model, not a curated record. Gene Ontology annotation, cellular component: nucleus. Gene Ontology annotation, molecular function: protein binding; histone methyltransferase activity. The transcript is spliced from 8 exons. NCBI's taxonomy places the organism in Eukaryota, Metazoa, Mollusca, Bivalvia, Ostreida, Ostreidae. Bases 386 to 1465 code for a protein of 359 amino acids.
AUCUGUCAAUGAAGACGGAUCAUAGUUUAAAAUAAGGAUGUAAUUUAUUAAAAUCGCGAUGUAUAGUUUAUGUAUUGGCACUAACACAUACUGCCUACCAACCUUGGCGAAAGGAGCGGUCCGUUUUCUUUUAAAUGGAGAUUCUUGGAACACUUUUAUGCGAAACUGAGUUGACAAAACAGGAAGCGAAAACAAACCUCAAUCACAGUGUGAAUAAAAUACGUUAAACGAAAUCAUUAAACAUAUUCAACUCACAACUCUUUUCGUCCUGUAACGUAUGCAAGCUACCGCUGUUUAAAACCUCCAGUAUCCAAUAAAGUUUGAAUAGCAUUCUUUCAUUUCUUUGAUAUCUGAUCUUCAGCCCUGAGCUUCGGUGACAUUUGACAUGAUCCAAAGGAAAAAGAUUUACAUGAAGCUACUUUUUAUCAUAAGUAAUGCCUUUCCGAUUUACACAGCCAGAUGCAAAGAACGUUCUUUAGAAUGGAACGGCCACUGUUACGUCUUUCAUGCGGAAAGGAUGACACGUGACACGGCGUCAUCAGUCUGUCGGCGACAAGGAGGCUACUUGGCUGUUUUAAAUUCCAGACAGGAAGAAAACUUCAUAGCCCGGUACCUAUUUAAGAGCAAUGCCAUGUACUUUUAUGAGGCUGACUUUAUUCAAUAUAGACUCCAGGAGAAGAGUCUCGAGAAAGCGAAGGAAAAUCUACAGAAAGAAUUUUGCAAGCACCAUUUGCAGGGCAGCUUGAAUAAGAGUUCAAUAAAUGUGUUAACGAAGAAUAAGAUUCCUGUGGGUACUCCGGAAAGGGCAAUGCUAACAACUCCCUCCGAGUUUUCCAUUCGCCGGUCUCGUAUUCCUGGUGCCAAUCUGGGGGUGUGGUCUGAUAAUUUUGUACCCCAAAACACAGUUCUAGCCGAGUAUGAAGGGGAUAUAGAAGAACACACUAAAGAUUUCACAUACAGCUGGCAAGUGAAAUCAGAUCAGCAUAUCCAUUACAUAAAUGGUAAAAAUGAAAGUACGAGCAACUGGUUGAGAUACGUAAACUGCGCAAGAAAUGCAUUUGAGGAAAACACAGACACUUUCAAUUGUGGAUUAAAGAAAUUUUAUUACACGACUAAAGAUGUUUACCCUAACAGCGAAUUGUUGGUCUGGUAUGGGACUGCAUACGGAGAGUGGCUUGGUAUUAAGAAAAUUAAUCCUGAAAAUGAUUAUCCAGGCGGAUCGUGGAAUAUACGAAUAGGAAGUAUAUUUCAUGUACAUGAUAAAUGGUGGAAAAACAGCGACAACUCGAACGUAACCUACACUAACUGGGCACGUAAUACGAUAUCAAAAACACAUGACAGAACUAUACACUUAAUGCUGACACAUAGAAACGGAAAGUGGCAGUGGAUACCUGAACGAGACUACUCAUAUUAUCUAAAAGAAAAUAAUUUGAAGUUCCCUUUCAUUUGUGAAACUCCAGGUUGAAGUUUUUGUAGAGAGAAGUUAGAAUUGAAAGACAUGUAAAUAGUUUCUAAUAUGAUAUGUUUUUUUUUAUUGUAUACCUGUAUUUAUGUUCAUUAAAAUGAUUGCCUGUC